Fukomys damarensis (Damara mole-rat) is the source of this 1568-nucleotide messenger RNA. It is a transcript of the gene Cxcl9, whose product is annotated as C-X-C motif chemokine ligand 9. NCBI's taxonomy places the organism in Eukaryota, Metazoa, Chordata, Mammalia, Rodentia, Bathyergidae. The coding region runs from base 304 to 687 and encodes 127 amino acids. Gene Ontology annotation, biological process: neutrophil chemotaxis; antimicrobial humoral immune response mediated by antimicrobial peptide; inflammatory response. The record is from RefSeq and is a predicted model, not a curated record. Gene Ontology annotation, cellular component: extracellular region. Gene Ontology annotation, molecular function: chemokine activity; CXCR chemokine receptor binding. The transcript has 7 exons.
ACUGCCCCUGAAGCGGCUGGUCUUUGUUUCGAGGCCCUGGAAGAGCUGGGGCAGUGAAUCUGAUACGAGCCCAGAUUCACUGGUGAGCACAAUUUUAAUGAGCAGUUUCGGUGCCAGCCUUCUAGAACCUUUUCUCCAGAGCUAGUGCUAUGUUCACACAUGGACCUUGCUGGGCCUGCCUUCUUCUAAUCAGAUCAUUCCAGAAAUAUUUUUACUAAACUUCGGAUGAAGCUCAAGUUGAAAUGUUGCCUGUAUAAUUGACGACUCUGCAGGAGUGACUUUGUGGAACUUCCUUCCACCACCAUGAAGAGACGUAGCUUUUCCUUCCUCUUCGGCAUCACCUUCCUGGCUCUGUUUGAAGUUCAAGAGGCCCAAAUAAUGAGGAGUAGACGAUGUUCCUGUAUUAACACCAGCACUGAGACAGUUGCCCUCAAAUCCUUAAAGGACCUUAAACAAUUUGCCCCAAGCCCUUCCUGUGAGAAAACAGAAAUCAUUGCUACAAGGAAGAAUGGGAGUCAAACGUGUCUAAAUCCAGAUUCAGCAAAAGUGAAGGAACUGGUGAAACAGUGGGAGAAGCAGGCCAACCAAAAGAAAAAGCAAAAGAAAGGAAAAAAACAUCAAAAAAGCAAGAAAAUUGUAAAAGUUAAAAGAUCCCAAGCUCCUCAUCAAAAGAAGACUGCGGAUUGAACUUGGGUCCUUGCGCUUACAAGGCUGGCGGCUGAAUCCAUGGCCCUGGAAUCAUAAUCUUACAAAGAAAAGGGGUGUCCAGAUUAGCCAGUGUCCAGCCUUUCUCCAUUUGAUACAAAAAUUCCUCCAAUACUGUUCCCAACUAACUCCAGCUUUGUAUGAUUAAUAAGAUAGCCACGAAGAUCAUUUAAAAAAUAGCAGCAAUAUCUUACAUCUGUUAAAAGGUAGGGAAAGAAACACACUGCAGAGCAAAUUUGGUGCAGGGAACGGGAGAAAGGUAUGAGAAUGGUGACCCUACGCAAACAUCUUUAGUUAUGGAGUUCUCCAGUUCCUCCCAUGUUUUUCCCAUUCUCUGGAAAGAAGAAUCCAAAAGAAGUUCCAUAAUUGGAGAGUCUGUGAUCUAGUUUACUCCUAGGAAAGUGGACCAUAACCAACUACAUAUUUUCACCAUGUAUCUAUGAUAAAUAUAUUUAUGCCCACAUUAUAUUCAUCGUUUAUAGACACAUGUAUACUCUAAGCAAAUAAUUUUAAAAUUCAAAGCAGUCUUGGCAUAUAUACUUUGUACUGAGACUCCUUUUUUGUUUAAAGACAGUGGUAUCAAUAAAUAGAGAUUUGCCAGAAAACAAAUCUUAGGUUUAUUUUUUUUAAUGUCUUGAACAUACCCUUCCUCUGUUACAUGCUUAACAAUAAUUCUCACAUAUCCUUUAUUCAUUGGCUUUUUAGCUUUUGUCUCUUGCGGUAUAAUAUUGAGAUAAAGAAAGGAAAGCCCUUUAAAGGGCUUUUUGGGGGACAAGCACAUUUUUCUGGGAAAACAUGACAAAUUUAGAAUUGAAAUUAGACAGAGAAUGGCAGCCUAUACAUUUGAGCUACUUGUGAGAGGC